Stegostoma tigrinum is the source of this 1284-nucleotide messenger RNA. Its product is annotated as transmembrane protein 109-like. NCBI's taxonomy places the organism in Eukaryota, Metazoa, Chordata, Chondrichthyes, Orectolobiformes, Stegostomatidae. The coding region runs from base 38 to 685 and encodes 215 amino acids. The transcript has 3 exons. The record is from RefSeq and is a predicted model, not a curated record. Gene Ontology annotation, biological process: cellular response to gamma radiation; intrinsic apoptotic signaling pathway in response to DNA damage by p53 class mediator.
UAUUAAGGUUGUCGCCGGCGGCUGACGGAGUGGUGACAUGGCGGCGGUGUCCGGGAUCUUCCUUUUCCUCUCGUUCCUCCGGGGCGCCGGGGCGGACCGAGGCCCGGGCCGCAGCCCCAGCCCCAACGUAUUCCGGGAGGCGGCCGCCGCUGUCAGGGAGCUGCUGCCGGCUGGAGUGAGAGAGACCCUACUGCACUACUGGAAAAUUGCGAUCAACAGCACCACAGCUGUCGUCAACCUCGUCGCUGAAUUGUGUUCAGAUUUGCUGGAUGCUUUUGGGUUCGAAGGUGGAGAGCUGGACACGGACCGCGAGACUCUCCGGCGAGCUCUGAGCUGGGGCCUGGCCGCUCUGCUGAUUUACUUGAUGCUCUCGGCAGUCCUGCACCUGCUGGCCUACCUGGCAGGCCGCCUGCUGUGGCUGGUCAAGCUGGGCCUCUUCUUCCUGGCCGCUGGCUACGUUGUGGCCACCUGCGACGACGAGAAAAGGAGGAACACCCUGCUCCUGGGCCUGGGCGCUCUCUACCUCCUGCUGGGCCGACUGCCACUCCCUUUCAUGGGUAGCCGUUGCACACCCAGCCAGCACCAGCACCACUUAGAGAGUAAGGUCGCUGCUCUGGAGCACCAGCUGGCUGAGAUGGAGCGCAAGGUUCACCAAAGAAAACUCUAUGAUUAUGACUACGAAUAGGAAGGGAAGGGACCAGCCUAAACACACUCAGGUGAGCCUUGGCACCAGGGCUGGUCAUAUCCUUCCCUGCAAAGUUCUGGUUCUCAAAAUGGAAGGCCCCCCCCUCCUCCCCAAGGACAAGUGAGGGGAAAACAAAACACUAGGAGCAUUCUUCUCCCAGUUACUCUCAGGUAUCACCCCAAGUCCAGGCUGCUGUAACCAACUGUUAACCGCAGGGGAAAGUUUUAACGUCCUGUUGGAUCUAGGAGAGAUGUGUCACCGAUGCCUUUGUUGUUUGUCCCUCACUCAUCAGGACAAAUGUAAGAAUGCCAAAUUUCAGAUGUUCGCAGCAAUGGAGAGAAACUGGCAAGUUGACAUUGAUUGGACAAAGUGUGGAAUUACGAGUAAGUUUAUGACCCAUUGCCUGAUGAAUCUCACCGUCUUACCCACUCUUCCCUGAUUGCUUACAAAGUAGCAGCGUAAACACAACUCACAUUGAGUCCCCGUGCCUCAUCUGUCAAAGCGUCGCAGUCCCUUCCAUAGUGCUUGGUUUCAAAAGCGAUCCUUUUUCAUUUUAGAUCAAUGUUUUAAAAUACUGAAAAAUAAAAGGAUAUUGUCUA